AUGUCUCGUUACAGGGAAUGGGAUCCUUCAUGCAAAGUGUAUGUUGGAAAUUUAGGAAGCAGUGCUUCUAAAUACGAAAUUGAAUCUGCGUUCAGCAAGUAUGGCCCUUUGAGAGACGUGUGGGUUGCAAGAAAUCCACCAGGCUUUGCAUUCGUAGAGUUCGAGGAUGCGAGGGACGCCGAGGAUGCUUCGACGACCAGUAAACUCUGGCCGAAGGCGCUCAAGAUCACGGACGCCACGCAGACGCUCUCACAGCCGCUCAAGAUCCCGCAGCCGCACUCCAAGGCGCUCUCGUUCGGAUUCAAGAGAUAG
Messenger RNA from Schistocerca serialis cubense, 312 nucleotides. Its product is annotated as RNA-binding protein 1-like. Gene Ontology annotation, cellular component: nuclear speck. Gene Ontology annotation, molecular function: RNA binding. The coding region runs from base 1 to 312 and encodes 103 amino acids. The record is from RefSeq and is a predicted model, not a curated record. NCBI's taxonomy places the organism in Eukaryota, Metazoa, Arthropoda, Insecta, Orthoptera, Acrididae. Gene Ontology annotation, biological process: mRNA splicing, via spliceosome. The transcript is spliced from 2 exons.